Lactuca virosa is the source of this 405-nucleotide messenger RNA. NCBI's taxonomy places the organism in Eukaryota, Viridiplantae, Streptophyta, Magnoliopsida, Asterales, Asteraceae. The record is from the annotation of a GenBank genome assembly.
AUGGGCUGUGUUAAAUCAUCGGCUUAUGAUGAUGCUGGACUUGCCCAUUUUAAUCGAGUAAGAAAACCAAGGCCAUGGAAUCAUGAUGCUGACAUUACUUUGGAACAACUUCGAGAUAUGCGCAAUGUAUUUUGGCGUAAUAUUCCCCGUUUCGGUGGCCAACUAGAGAUCUGGCAAGCGCUUCGAAGGGCAGCAGAAAGUGACUUGCCGUAUGCACAAGCAAUUAUCGAUGAAAAUCGCAUUAGACUUGUGAAUCGUGACAUGUCAGUUUGCUAUGAUGAAUUAAAUAUUAGAUAUGAGUUACCUUUGUAUGUUUUGAGUGAGCCUGAAAAUUUACUUGAUCGCCCUCGGCAAGAUCCGGUCAGGCGACCAAGUAUGAUGGAUCGUCUUCGUCGCCACGCAUAA